UCUGGAAGGGUACAAUGGAACCAUCUUUGCCUAUGGGCAGACAUCCAGUGGAAAGACUUUCACCAUGGAGGGUGUUAUGGGUAAUGCUCAGUAUAUGGGUAUCAUCCCUCGUAUUGUGCAAGAUAUCUUCAACCAUAUUUACCAGAUGGAUGAGAGCCUGGAGUUCCAUAUAAAGGUGUCCUAUUUUGAGAUCUACAUGGACAGAAUUCGAGAUCUUUUAGAUGUGUCGAAAACCAAUCUUUCUGUUCAUGAGGAUAAGAACCGGGUUCCUUUCGUGAAGGGUGCAUCAGAGAGGUUUGUUUCCAGCCCUGAAGAGGUUAUGGAUGUCAUAGAAGAGGGCAAAUCUAACAGACAUAUUGCAGUAACAAAUAUGAAUGAACACAGCUCUCGUAGUCAUAGCAUCUUUCUAAUCCAAGUCAAACAGGAGAAUAUGGAGACCAAGAAGAAACUCAGUGGCAAGCUAUACCUAGUAGAUUUAGCUGGUAGUGAGAAGGUUAGUAAGACUGGAGCAGAAGGAACCGUUUUAGAUGAAGCCAAGAAUAUCAACAAAUCACUUUCAGCGCUAGGAAACGUUAUAUCAGCAUUAGCAGAGGGAAAGAAAUCUCACAUCCCAUACCGUGACAGUAAGAUGACCCGUAUCCUCCAGGAAUCCCUUGGAGGUAACGCUAGGACCACCAUCGUCAUCUGCUGCUCUCCGUCCUCAUUCAACGAAUCAGAAUCAAAGUCUACUCUUAUGUUUGGACAAAGAGCCAAGACCAUCAAGAACACUGUAACAGUGAACAUUGAGCUUACUGCCGAGGAAUGGAGGAAUAGGUAUGAGAAGGAGAAGGAGAAGAACGGAAGACUCAAAGCACAGAUUCUUAUCCUGGAGAAUGAGCUGCAGAGAUGGAGAGGAGGUGAGAGUGUUCCAGUGAAUGAACAAGGAAAUAAGAAUAAUGAGAUCUUGAAAGAAAUAAUGAUGCCCAAACAAACGACGGUUCAAGUCUCAGAAGAAGAGAAGAACAAGUGGGAAGAAGAGAGAGUCAAACUCUUCGAGCAGCUUGAUGAGAAGGAUAGCGAAAUCGACAACCAAUCCAGGCUUACUGAGAAACUGAAGGAUCAGAUGUUGGAGCAGGAGGAGCUGCUAUCCUCGAUGCAGAGAGACUAUGAGCUCCUUCAGGGUCAGAUGGGCCGUCUGGAGGCCGAGAAUGCCGCUGCCAAGGAGGAGGCUAAAGAAGUCCUUCAGGCACUUGAAGAGAUGGCUGUGAAUUAUGACGAGAAGUCCAAGGAAGUUGAAGAUAAGAACAGGAUGAACGAAACACUCAGCGAGGAGGUCAAUGAGAAAAUUACUGCUCUGCACACAACCAGCACGGAGCUCCAGAAGCUGCAGGAGCUGGAGCAGCAUCAGCGUCGCCGCAUCACAGAAAUGAUGGCCAGUCUCCUCAAGGAUCUAGGAGAGAUCGGAACAGCACUUGGAGGAAACGCUGCUGACAUGAAGCCCAAUGUUGAGAACAUCGAGAAGGUGGAUGAGGAAUUCACCAUGGCCCGUCUUUUUGUCAGCAAGAUGAAGACCGAAGUUAAGACCAUGUCUCAGCGAUGCAGACAACUAGAGAUGAGCAACGUCGAGCACGAGGCUAAGAUCCGCACCUCUGAGGAUGAGCUUGGCUCGUGCAGGAUGACCAUCCAACAGCAUGAGGCUAAGAUGAAGUCCCUGUCCGAGAACAUCCGGGAGGGCGAAGGCAAGAAGAGACAUCUUGAGGAUAACCUUGACAUGCUGAAUGAAGAGGUCGCAAAGCUGAGAGCAGCAGAGGAAAUGCGUCUCGUGGAUCAGGAAGACAAGAAACGUGAACAGGAAGACAAAAUUCAGUCUGCUACCGAGAUGCAGGUUUCGAUGAUGGAGCAGAUGGAAUCGCAUCGUGAAGCUCAUCAGAGGCAGCUAGCCAACCUCCGAACUGAGAUCAAUGAGAAGGAACACCAGAUGGAGGAACUCAAGGAUAUUAAUCAGCGACUGACCCUUCAACACGAAAAGCUUCAGCUGGAUUAUGAAAAGCUCAAGAUUGAAGAAGCUGAGAAGGCUGCCAAGCUUAGGGAACUCAGCCAACAGUUCGACCGACGUGAACAAGCCAAGCAAGACCUCAAGGGUCUGGAAGAGACAGUAGCCAAGGAGCUUCAGACGCUACACAACCUACGCAAGUUGUUUGUGCAGGAUCUGCAGAAUAGGGUGAAGAAGGCUCUAGAGGGCGGUGAUCGCGACGAUGACGCAGGAGGAAGCCAGGCUCAGAAGCAGAAGAUCUCUUUCCUGGAGAACAACCUUGAACAACUCACCAAGGUUCACAAACAGUUGGUGCGAGACAACGCCGACCUGCGAUGCGAGUUGCCCAAGCUUGAGAAGCGUCUCCGAGCCACAUCAGAGCGUGUCAAAGCCCUGGAGAUGUCUCUCAAGGAGACUAAAGAGGGCGCCAUGCGUGAUCGCAAGAGGUAUCAGCAAGAAGUCGACAGAAUCCGAGAGGCUGUCAGACAGAGGAACUUUGCUAAGAGGGGUAACAGUGCUCAGAUUGCCAAGGCAAUCCGAGCUGGUCAUCCGCCCACGUCUCCUGGGGGACCUGCGGGCAUCAGGGGUGGUGGAGGAUACUCCGGUAUCAGAGGAGGAGGAGGAUCUCCCGUCAUCAGGGCCCCCUCUCAAGGCAGCCCCGACCCCAUCGCACAGAACAACAGCUUUGAGAAGUCAUUGAAUCCCAAUGAUGCAGAGAACAUGGAGAAGAAGGCCAACAAACGCUUGCCCAAACUGCCACCAGGUGGUAACAAAUUAACUGAUUCCGACAUCGCUGCCAUGAAAGCAAGAAGCAAGGCAAGAAGUAACACACCUGGGAAAGCCCCUUUAACAACUAGCGGAGAGCAAGGGAGCUAAUGCGUGAGCCCCAGAUGUUCAUCGGAAGCGAUACACGUAGAGUAAGAUUCCACUCAAAACAUCAUGUGCAACUGUUUUACCUAGGUAGUCGUAAUACGAAUCAAAGUAUUUAUGCAUUGUACAUUGUAAACAAAUGAAUGUGAUGCUUGUAAUGUAUGGAACUCGGUUGUGUUUACACGUUGUCUCAUUCACACAAUUCUCAUUGCAAUUCUGUAUACAUAACCUACUCAAAAUAUGUACCGGUAUUUACUUUGACAGAUAUUGUAUUGGGUCUAUCGUAGUGCUAUGAGACGGUACUGUGUUGUGUUAACACAUUCUGCAUUUGACUUAGAAAUAAUGAUUAAGUAUUUGAAAUUGUGUUCACAUGCUUUGCGUUCACACUAGACUCGUAGUGCGCUUAGAUAAAGGUUACUCAGACUUGUGUAAAUCCAGUCAUACAUGUACGUUCACACUUGGUUCAUUGUACAUUAACCCUAUUAAAGAUACUCACUCCAAGUUGUGUCCAGACAUUUCUUUAUCUCACACGUGAUAAGUGCAGUAAUGCAGAUCAUAUGGUACUCAGAUUCAUGUUCACACUGAAUAUUUCAUCAAUAAUUGUCUGAUGAUUAAUAAAUGUGUUCAGAUUCAGGUGUAGGGGGUUUAAAUUGCAGUUGGAAUAUUAAAAAUAUGUCAUAUUUUUCAUUAAAGGAAAUAUAUUAAUACAGGUAUGAUAUUGAAUUAAAUAUGUUCACAGAGUUGUAGUCUUGUGUUUGGCUACCAUUUGAUUACAUGUAUGUUUGCUUUAUAUGGUAGCUUUCAAACCAUCAAGGCAAAUAGCAAACGUAAAAACGAAUUGAGGUAUACAAGUACUGUAUAGUAGGUAAAGCUAUCACAAUGUAAUUAAUUUUCAAAAUCAAAUUUUGAUUGGCAAAUGAUUGAUUGUAGUGAGUUGUAUGUAUUGUAGUGCAAUAAAGUCGACCAUUGCUAUAUGAUA
Messenger RNA from Lytechinus pictus (painted urchin), 3860 nucleotides. Its product is annotated as kinesin heavy chain. NCBI's taxonomy places the organism in Eukaryota, Metazoa, Echinodermata, Echinoidea, Temnopleuroida, Toxopneustidae. Gene Ontology annotation, biological process: mitotic cell cycle; microtubule-based movement. The record is from RefSeq and is a predicted model, not a curated record. Gene Ontology annotation, molecular function: microtubule binding; ATP binding; microtubule motor activity. The coding region runs from base 65 to 2887 and encodes 940 amino acids. Gene Ontology annotation, cellular component: microtubule. The transcript is spliced from 26 exons.